Molecule: messenger RNA, 916 nt
Organism: Trypanosoma conorhini
Lineage: Eukaryota; Euglenozoa; Kinetoplastea; Trypanosomatida; Trypanosomatidae
Exons: 1
Source: RefSeq, a predicted model, not a curated record
AAACGCACACGACGCCAGCGGCGACUUGGCCAUUGCGGCGGGCGAGAAGCCGGGCGUCGCUGGAAAGAGCAACGGGCACGGCGCUGCCGAGGCGAACAUUGAGGCCGCCGUUAACUUGAAGAACCCGCACCCAAGCCGCAACGGCGCUGUGCACGCGGACCCACGCCAGGAGGCGAUCCUGCCAGCACCCUGCGCCGCCGUGGACGAAAACCUGCGGGCCACACCCGACAAGGCCCCGCUUCGGGGGGGGUGGGGGGGCUCGGAGCAGCGGCGCUCCUCCCCCAUCGUUUCUCACGACGCGCCAGAUGACGCGCGGGAGCACGUGGGCGCCUCCCACCUCUCACGUGAGGGGGUUCCAGUUGAAAAGGCGUCCAAAUAUGUGAAUGCAUCAUGUGACGGCAAUAAGGAGAAAGAGGACGGGGCCGCGGGCCACACGGAACACGUCCAGAAACAUGGAGCGGCGGUUCCUGCCGUUACAGCUGAAGCGGUGAGGGAAGGAGAGGCAGUUGGGAUUGCCCCCUCCGCUGCCCAGGGGGCUGACUUGCUGGUGAAGCCCGAGAGCACCUCCACGGGGGGAGAGAAAGGGCCACUGCAUCCUUCAACCCCUGUUCCUCAUACUAUGCCGGAUGACGUGCGAGCGCGUGUGCGCAUGUCUAGGGCGCGGUAUGAGCAACCGCCAGCGGGCGAAAAUGUGCAGGGCGGUUCUUAUCUCUACCUCACCAAUGAAAUGAAAGGGGCGGUCAGCGAAGAUGAACACAAUUUGGUCCCGCAAAAAACUGCAGUUAAGGCGGUGAAGAGGGGGUGGGGGUUGCUCCGAUUGCGCGGGGAGAGGAGCAUACUGAGAGGGCUGGUCUAUGUGAUAACAAUGCCGCAAAAGAGGCGCAGGUCCCCAAACCGGAUGGGUCCACUUUUAUAA